Messenger RNA from Caenorhabditis sp. 36 PRJEB53466, 1007 nucleotides. NCBI's taxonomy places the organism in Eukaryota, Metazoa, Nematoda, Chromadorea, Rhabditida, Rhabditidae. The record is from the annotation of a GenBank genome assembly.
AUGCACAAGAUUUUGUCUGUCGUUUUUGGAUGUUUCCUAUUGUCUGCGACAUUGGCCGGUAACUAACUAACUCAAGUGUGAUUUUGAAAAAUAAGAAACUAUUUUUCAGAGGAAGAACUCUCAAUUGUCAUCAGUCCAAAUGCCAACCCCGUUCAAAAGCCCGUGGGUCAUCAAAUCUCCUUGGUCUGCUCGGUAAAGGGCAGUGGACUUGAGAAGCCAGGACUUAUUUGGAAGAAACACGGAGGAUUGGAUAGGUAAAUCAAAAUAGAAAGAAAGUAUAAAGUUACAAAUACAAAAUUAGAACAUUUUAGAACUGGAAAUGUGGAGAUAAAGAAGCUCGACGAUUACACUCUCGGCCUUAUCAUCCGAAACUCUAGCGUCGACGACAGCGGUGUUUACUACUGUCAGGCUCAGGUUGGAAGCAAAGUGUUCAUGAACAAGAUGGAUGUCAUAGUUUUCGGUAGCAGUAUUGUCUACUCGUCAUGUCAUAGUAACUAUUUGAUUUCAGAGGAUAUUGUCUUCCGUGAUAAACAACUUCACUUUGGUCAAAUUCUCGCCACCGCCUCGGUCAACAUUUCUUGUGAAGUGUCCGCCAAGAAGGACAGUGUUAUCACUUACUGGACUCGGCACGGAAAGCAGGUUCUGGAGGGUGAGAUAAACGAAAUCUUAUGGAGUUUCUGCAAUGUAAUGGGUUUUCAGGAGGGAAGUACAAGUUCUACAACGGAGGAUCGAUUCUGGAAAUUCAAAACUAUCAGCCGGAGCAGGACGCGGGGCAGUACAUUUGCGAGGUGAGUAGGCUGGGUGAAAAUCAGAUAAUAUCGCAAGCUCUAAUGCUAUGGGAUUCUUGAAUAAAAUCUUUCAAAAUCGUUCAGGUUUUCCACGUCAAUAGCGGUUCGUCGAAUUCCAAAACUGUGACCUUGGGUACAACUGGAGAGAAAAACUACGUGGCUUGUCAACAGAUGUGUAACAGCUUCUGCACCGAUGUGCACAACAAAAUGUUCAAUUGA